AUGCCCAAGCCGACGGUUUCCCUGGCCAUCUUUCUUGGAUACCCCUUUGAAUCUUCGUUGUUGAACGUCUUUGGGCUAUACUGGUCAAGGCUGUCUCAAGCCCGAUAUUAUACGUCCAUAAAGUUGGCUUGAUCGUUCAGGACAGUAUGGAUCCGCAGAAACUUCCCGCAUUCCCGACCCUCGAUGUCGUCGAGAAGAUCAUUCUGCACGAAAAGCAAGGCAACACUGUACCUGUCUAUGUCGAACUCCCCGGGGACCUCAUCACACCUGUCAUGGCAUACCUGAGGAUAGCAAAGGACUCGAUGUACAGCUUCCUCCUGGAGUCAGUCGUGUCGGGAGAGCACCUUGCCCGGUACAGCUUCAUUGGAGCUGACCCCUUGAAGGUCGUGAAAACCGGACCGAACGAAGAGAUCACUGGCGACCCUAUGACGGCGCUGCAGAAGGAGCUAAGCGUCUACCGCUACGUCAAGAUCCCCGAGAUUCCGACCUUCACCGGCGGCGCCGUCGGCUACGUCUCUUACGACUGCGUACAACAUUUCGAGCCCAAGACGGCGUGCGAGCUCGCGGACCCGCUCGGGAUCCCGGAGACCGUAUUCAUGCUCGUCGACACGCUGCUCAUCUACGACCACCUCUUCCAGACGCUCAAGGUCGUUGCCCACGUUUUCUGCCCAGACGACGCGAACACGGUCAAUCUCGCUUUCAUAUAUCAGACCGCCGUCGCGAAGGCGCGCCGACUCGCGAAAAACGUGCUCGCCCAGACGACGCCCGAACCGCCGCAGGCGCCGAUCCCCGCGUCCGCGCUCGGGCGCGAGGCGGUGUCGAACGUUGGGAAGGAGGGGUACGAGGGCUUCGUGACCAAGCUGAAGGAGCGCAUCGUCGCAGGCGAUAUCAUCCAGGCCGUGCCGUCCCAGCGCGUCGCGAAACCGACGGCGCUGCACCCGUUCAACGCGUACCGCCAGCUGCGGCAGGUGAACCCGAGCCCGUACAUGUUCUAUAUCGACCUUGGCGAGUUCCAGAUCGUCGGCGCAUCGCCCGAGACGCUGUGCAAGGUCGAGAAGAACAAGGUGUACAAUCACGCGAUCGCGGGUACGGUGAAGCGCGGGAAGACGGUCGAGGAGGACGAGAUGUUGGGCGCGCAGCUGCUCGGCAGCGAGAAGGACCGUGCGGAGCACAUCAUGUUGGUGGAUCUGGCACGGAACGACGUGAAUCGGGUGUGCCAGCCCGAGACGGUCAAAGUGGACCACCUCAUGAAGCUCGAAAAGUUCAGCCACGUUAUACAUCUGACAUCGCAAGUAUCGGGGCAAUUGCGCGAUGGUCUGACCAGAUUCGAUGCCUUCCGUUCAAUAUUCCCAGCCGGGACCGUCUCCGGCGCACCAAAAAUCAAGGCCAUCGAGUUGAUAUACUCACUGGAGAAGGAGAGGCGCGGGGUGUAUGCGGGUGCGGUCGGGCGGUUCGACUUCGCAUCUGACGAGAUGGACACAUGCAUCGCAAUCCGGACCAUGUUGUUCAAGGACGGGAUGUUAUACGGUCAAGCAGGCGGCGGCAUCGUUUUUGACAGCGUUGAAGAGGACGAAUGGUUCGAGACCGUCAACAAAUUGCAAGGCAACGUUCGGGCCAUCGAAGCAGCUGAACGGUAUUGGCACGAAGGCCAGUCUGGCAGUGCGAGGUGAUAAUAGCAAUAGUAUAUGUACUGUAAUGCGAUGAGGAUGCAGGCGAAGUCUAGUAUAAUGGGGUUGCGACCUCUGCCUCUUCACGAGCACGAGCACGAGCAGCUUGUCGCCUCGCCUCCCUCUUCUCCUCUGCGAUCUCUUCACGUUCUGCCCUCUCUAUGUCCCGCCGCUCGAUCUCCGCCUUGAUUGCAACCCCCUCCCGGCCCGCUAUGCUGAGCACGCCCGCGAUCAACUCUGCCGUGCGCGUGCUCUCGUCGUUCGCCGGUAUGGGGUACAUGACCACGCGCGGAUCGACGUUGGAGUCGACGAUGCCGAUCGUCGGGACGUGCUCGAUCGCGCACUCGCGAAUGGCAGCGAGGUUCGCGGCCGGGUUGAGGAACACGACGAGGUCGGGCACGACCUUGAACGCCGCGACCUGCUCCUCGCCGAGCACCUUCUCUUUGUUCGUCAGCGUGCCGGGUAACCAGCGGUAGCCGACGUGGUAGCCCUGUGGUCCGAGACGCUCUGCCGCGCGCUUGACGGCCGGGCGGAGGUCUGGGCGGCUGCCAACGAAGACGACGGAGCCGCCGCGAGAGGUGACGCCACGCACGACGUUCGCUGCGCGUCGGAGGAGGGGCAGCGUCGCGUCCAUGUCGAUGACGGUGAUCCCGGCGCGGGUGCCGUACGCGUAGGGCACGAAGUUGGGGUUCAUGAGCGAGGUCGAGUGUCCGAGGUGGGCGCCGGCGGCGAGGAGGGCGGAGAGCGUCGUUUCGUUCGGCCCUGUCGGUCGGUGCAGGGUGUGGUGCGGCUGCCAUGUAUUCUCUCGGUUUUGGGUCGAGCCGAAUUGGGACAUGUGGUCGACAAGGUUCUUAUACGCUGCCCUAUUUUCCUGGAGCUCUGUCCAGUCUUCCGGGGUCUCCAAAUAUUCCGGGUGAGCAGCCGACGUCGGUGCCGUCGACGCAGACCGGCUCGGAUGUCGCGACGCUACGCGCACAUUUCUCCGUCGCACUACGCGGGUCGCGCUCCCUAGCCACGAGCGUAAGCUGGUGCCCGCUGGAGUCGCCAUGAGGAGUUAGCGCGAGCGGCGCAAGGUGUGGCGAAGUCGGGGGAGAGUGGUCAGAGCACGUGGGCUUCGGCGCACCAUCAGCUCCCGCAUCGAUUUUUUUCUUCUCACCUCCCUUCACCUUCCGCCUAUUACCCUCUCUCCCUCGUCCCCGCCCAUCUCGCCCGCAAAAUGGAUGAUCUCUUCGAAGGCGCCGUCGGUAUCGACCUUGGCACCACCUACUCCUGCGUCGGUGUAUGGCAGAACGACCGCGUAGAGAUCAUCGCCAACGACCAGGGCAACCGCACAACACCGUCAUACGUCGCCUUCUCGAACGAGGAGCGCCUCAUCGGUGAUGCGGCAAAAAACCAGGCCGCGAUGAACCCGCGCAACACCGUCUUCGACGCGAAGCGGUUGAUCGGCCGGAGAUUCGACGACCCCGAUGUCAAGAAGGACAUGACACACUGGCCCUUUGAGGUCGUUGAAAAGGACGGAUCACCUCUGAUCAAGGUCCAGUACCUCGGCGAGGAGAAGACCUUCACUCCCCAGGAGAUCUCCUCCAUGGUUCUCUCCAAGAUGAAGGAGAUCUCUGAGGCCAAGCUUGGCAAGACCGUCAAGAAGGCCGUCGUCACCGUCCCCGCCUACUUCAACGACUCCCAGCGACUCGCCACCAAGGAUGCUGGUGCCAUCGCCGGUCUCGAUGUCCUCCGUAUCAUCAACGAGCCUACCGCGGCCGCCAUUGCCUACGGUCUCGACCGUCAGUCGAAGGCGGAGAAGAAUGUCCUCAUCUUCGAUCUCGGUGGUGGAACUUUCGAUGUCUCCCUCCUCAACAUCACCGGCGGUGUCUUCUCCGUCAAGGCGACUGCCGGCGACACUCACUUGGGUGGUGAGGACUUCGACAACACCCUCCUUGAGCACUUCAAGAAGGAGUUCCUCCGCAAAACCAAGCUCGACAUCUCUGAAGAUCCUCGUGCCCUCAGGCGGUUGCGCAGCGCUUGCGAGCGUGCUAAGCGCACCCUUUCCUCGGUCGCUCAGACUACCGUUGAGGUCGACUCGCUCUUCCAGGGCGAGGACUUCUCCGCGAACAUCACCCGUGCCCGUUUCGAGGAAAUCAACGCGGCGAUGUUCAAGUCGACCCUCGAGCCCGUUGAGAAGGUCUUGAAGGAUGCGAAGAUGCCCCGCGAGAAGGUCGAUGACAUCGUCCUCGUCGGUGGCUCCACCCGUAUCCCCAAGAUCCAGUCGCUCGUGUCCGAGUACUUCGGUGGUCGUCAGCUCAACAAGUCGAUCAACCCCGACGAGGCCGUUGCCUACGGUGCUGCCGUCCAGGCCGCCAUCCUCACCGGCCAGACCUCGGACAAGACUGCGGACCUCGUCUUGCUCGAUGUUACCCCGCUCUCGCUCGGUGUCGCGAUGCAGGGCGAUGUCUUCGGUGUCGUCGUGCCUCGCAACACCCCCAUCCCGACCAACAAGAGCCGGACGUUCACCACCGUCGAGGACAACCAGACGACGGUCACCUUCCCCGUGUACGAGGGUGAGCGCACCCAGUGCCGCGACAACCGUCUCCUCGGCGAGUUCGAGCUCAACGGCAUCCCGCCCAUGCCGCGAGGCCAGGCUGAGCUCGUCACCACGUUCGAGGUUGACGCGAACGGCCUGCUCAAGGUCUCGGCGAUGGACCGCGCGUCGGGCCGGAAGGCGUCGAUCAGCAUCACCAACUCGGUCGGCCGUCUGUCGUCGGCGGAGAUCGAGCAGAUGGUGAAGGACGCGGAGCAGUUCAAGCAGGCGGACAAGGAGUUCUCGGCGCGCCACGAGGCCAAGUCGGACCUGGAGGCGUACAUCCACCAGGUCGAGAGCACGAUCACGUCGCCCGAGAUCGGCAUGAAGCUCAAGCGCGGAGCGAAGGGUCAGGUCGAGGCCGAGCUCGCGCGCGCGCUCGAGAAGCUCGAGAUCGAGGACUCGACGGCGGACGAGCUGCGCAAGGCUCAGCUCGGCAUCAAGCGCGCCCUCCAGAAGGCGACCGCUGGCAUUCGGUAAAACCAAAAACCCGUCAGCCCGUGCAUCAUCAUCCCUCUCUUGCUCCCUCACCACUCUCAUGGCAUUUGUUUCCUGCUGUUCUUUCCUCACCCAUACGUACGAUUGUCGAUGAUGUUCGCUGUGCAUGUGUCAUCCGCGAUGUACUCUGUUAGUGUCGCAUCAAAACGCAACUUGCUCUCUUUUUUGGCCUUGUACGCUUUAUUGUGCGCUUGGACCGCGAAAGUGCUGUGCGAAUGUGUAGACUACUAUAGGGACACGAAGGCUAGAUGAUCAGGCCGAUUCGUCGUCGCUAUCUGACUCCCUGUCCAUCUGCUCGUGUACCGCGGCCUCCAAGGCCUCAAGGUCCCAACCGAUCUUCUUCUUUUGCACUCGUACAGCCGCCAACGACUUGCCGAGGUCGCGGACGGUUUCGUCCGGCUGCAGCGCGAUCCAUACCAGGAAAUCGUCGAUCCAUAUCUUGCUGAAGACGUAGUAGACGUCGUGGUGGUCGAGAAUGUGCUUCAGUUCGAGGAGGCAGCGGAUAACUGCACGUUUGCCUGAAGCGAGAUUCAGCGUCGGGUAUGAUGGGAGUUGGAUGAGGAAAGACGAGCUUACCCUUGGAUAGGAAAGACGCGACAUCCGAUUUGCAUGCUUCGGCGAGAGCCCAAGAGCGGUAGAGCGGGAACGCGAGUACGCGGCGGUAAGAUGUGAUGACGGUCGCCUCCAGCACCUCAACCGGGAACAUGAAGGACGGCGACGCGAUGUGUGGUUGUGCAGAUGACGGGAGUUGUAUUGACGAGGUCUUUGAAUAACGUUCGCGCCCGGGUAGCACCAGCAGGUCUGCGACCUCUUCCUCUUCGUCCACUGCUGGCUCUGCCUCGCGGGGAACUUCAUACGGCGCGGGGUCUAGCGCUGCGAAGGCGGGCACGAGAGACGCGAUCGUCCACGCGCUCUCGGGCGUAGGAUCCUGCUGCGUCGUGCGGGCGUCGUAUGCAUAGGCGAAGAGGAUGGUGAGCAGGGUCAGGUACAGCGCAUGGGUCUGCGGGGGUGUUGCGAGGUAUUCUUUUCGAGGAAGGUUAAGCAUUAUCAUGUUCUCCGCUUCGGUGAAUUCGAUGUCCGAAGCGUCGCUCAAAGAGAGCGGGUGGUUCCAAUGCAGCAGCUCCUGAAUGUAUUCGUCGUCGCCAUAGUCAGCCAUGUAGUACUCCGGAUCCCACUUCUUUUCCUCUCGCGAUAGUCGCCGCCUUCGGCGUUCCUGCCAGUCUAAUGCUUCAAUCUCUGUCGCAGCCUGCCCGUCUGUAAGCUCCGACAAGAUGACCUCGUUUUCGGAAUGCGACGUAUGGAGGAAGUAGCUCGAGUGCAUGUCCAGGAAGCCAUACGGUUUACGUAGGGAAGUGUGCAGCGGUUGUUCAACGGACUGAGGAAGGCGCCAGUCAUUUUCAGCAGCUUUGAGAAUCUCUAGACGUUCCUCGUCAAGAUUCAAUCUAUUCAUGUCUUCCGCAAGCCCAGCAUCAUGGUCCUCUUGGCUUUCUGGGUUGGACGAGUCUUGUGAGUGCAAAACUUCGAUGACCGGCGCCUUCGUCUCCUGCCUAGGAGCUAGGAGCUUUGGAAGUAGGUCGAGGUCCGCGAAGUGCUGCCCCUUCUGCUCUUUCUUCAGCGUGACGGUGAGCCAUCCGGAGCUCGCAUCGUAGUGCGCGUUUCCGAGCGGCACUUCCGCCGGGUCCGACCUUUCCUCUGGAUUAACGACGGGACCUGGGAGGUUGAGACGCAGAAAGUAGGGAGAGAUGUGAAUGGUGACAAGGCUGUGGUCGAUCGAUACGUCUAGUUCGGAUGCCUACCGGACAGACGGGCAAUAUAGCGAGAUUGUGACAUCGCCUUCAGUUUGCGCACAAGAAAACCGCGGAGUAAU
Messenger RNA from Punctularia strigosozonata HHB-11173 SS5, 6607 nucleotides. RefSeq names its product heat shock protein 70. Gene Ontology annotation, molecular function: ATP-dependent protein folding chaperone; ATP hydrolysis activity; ATP binding. Bases 2884 to 4722 code for a protein of 612 amino acids. Gene Ontology annotation, biological process: protein refolding; vesicle-mediated transport; cellular response to unfolded protein. Gene Ontology annotation, cellular component: nucleus; cytoplasm; cytosol. The transcript is spliced from 17 exons. Lineage: Eukaryota; Fungi; Basidiomycota; Agaricomycetes; Corticiales; Punctulariaceae. The record is from RefSeq and is a predicted model, not a curated record.